GUUUAUUGACUGUGUAUUUAGACAGUAACAUGUUGGUGCCGUGGUUAUUGGCGUUAGCGGUUUUUGCUGAAUCAGUAACAUGUCGACCAGACCGUAUUGUGGGGGGUGCGCCCACAACUAUUGACCUGUACCCCUCCAUUGUUCAGGUUGACAUACUGAACAUCUGGUCAGGCCUGUGGUCUCAAGGAUGCGCCGCUACCAUCCUUACAUCAAGAAAUGUCUUGUCUGCUGCGCACUGUUUCGAUGGAUCGAACUUCCAACCAAGCCAACGUCGCAUCCGAGCCGGUGCGACAUACAGAAAUUUCGGAGGAUCCUUAGCCUACGUCCAGGAUGUCUACAACCAUCCCUCGUAUGGUACUAACGGCUUCGAGGGCGACAUUAGCGUGAUCAGAUUAGCCAACCCCCUGGUGUACUCCCCCGUCGUCCAGCAGACUUCCAUACCUCCCCAGGACAGCAUCAUCCCUGACAACCUGCCAGUUAUACACGCUGGUUGGGGUGCCACUUCGCAAGGUGGUGCGACGUCAGAAGUUCUGCGAGAUGUCCAAAUCUACACCAUUAACAACACCCUCUGCGCCGAACGGUACGCUUCCCUACUAAACCGCCCUCAAGUCACCGAGAGAAUGAUUUGUGCUGGUAUCCUUGAUGUCGGCGGCAAGGACGCCUGCCAAGGAGACUCCGGAGGACCUUUGUACUACGGGAACAUCACUAUUGGCGUGGUGUCCUGGGGCGAGGGGUGUGCCCACGCCACUCACCCUGGUGUCAGCAUCAAUGUUGCUUCAUUCGUCAACUGGAUUAUUGAUCACACAAUAUAAAUCUACUUCUCGAUCCUAAAGCCUAUCCUGGUGCAAGCCA
This is a messenger RNA of Maniola jurtina (meadow brown), 852 nucleotides long. Its product is annotated as trypsin, alkaline C-like. Bases 30 to 812 code for a protein of 260 amino acids. The record is from RefSeq and is a predicted model, not a curated record. The transcript is spliced from 5 exons. Gene Ontology annotation, biological process: proteolysis. Gene Ontology annotation, molecular function: serine-type endopeptidase activity. NCBI's taxonomy places the organism in Eukaryota, Metazoa, Arthropoda, Insecta, Lepidoptera, Nymphalidae.